UAUGUGACCAUGAAACAGCGAGAGGAUGAGAUCAUUGUCUUAUCCAGAAAAAUAAAGAUUUAAAGAUCAGAAGCAAUAAGAUGAUGGGGCCUCACGAACCAUUCACAGACACUCACAUACUUCAAAUAAGACCUGUUCUUCAGUUUGCUGAGAGAGUGAACUAACAAUUAUGGCGAAGAUGAUGAUGAUGCAACAGAGCCAGCCUUCUUUAUCUCUCCUUACUUCUUCUGUCUCUGACUUUAAUGGCGCUAAGCUCCACUUACAAGUCCAGUACAAGAGGAAGGUUCAACAGCCAAAAGGAGCACUCUAUGUAUCAGCCUCCAGCGAAAAGAAGAUUCUUAUAAUGGGUGGCACUCGAUUCAUCGGUAUCUUCUUGUCCAGGCUCCUUGUCAAAGAAGGACAUCAGGUUACAUUGUUCACAAGAGGUAAAUCUCCUAUUGCCAAACAACUCCCUGGCGAAUCUGACCAAGACUUUGCUGACUUUUCUUCCAAGAUUCUUCACUUGAAAGGAGACAGAAAGGACUAUGACUUUGUGAAGUCAAGUCUUUCAGCUGAAGGCUUUGAUGUUGUUUAUGAUAUCAACGGGAGGGAGGCUGAAGAAGUUGAGCCCAUAUUAGAUGCACUUCCUAAACUAGAACAGUACAUCUACUGUUCUUCAGCUGGUGUUUACUUGAAAUCUGAUGUCUUGCCACACUGUGAGGUGGAUGCAGUUGACCCAAAGAGCAGGCACAAGGGGAAGCUGGAGACUGAGAGCUUACUGCAAUCAAAAGGUGUAAACUGGACUUCCAUACGCCCUGUCUACAUCUACGGUCCGUUGAACUACAACCCUGUGGAAGAAUGGUUCUUCCACCGUCUCAAAGCUGGCCGCCCUAUCCCAGUUCCAAACUCUGGAAUCCAGAUCUCACAGCUCGGUCACGUUAAGGACUUGGCAACAGCCUUUCUCGCCGUGCUUGGUAACGAGAAAGCCAGCAGAGAGAUAUUCAACAUCUCAGGAGAGAAGUACGUCACCUUUGAUGGCUUAGCAAGAGCUUGCGCAAAGGCUGGUGGGUUUCCAGAGCCAGAGAUUGUUCACUACAACCCAAAAGAGUUCGACUUUGGGAAGAAGAAAGCGUUCCCUUUCCGUGACCAGCAUUUCUUUGCCUCGGUAGAGAAAGCAAAGCAUGUGCUUGGAUGGAAACCAGAGUUCGACUUGGUGGAGGGUCUCACUGACUCAUACAACCUUGAUUUCGGUCGUGGAACUUUCAGAAAAGAGGCGGAUUUCACCACUGACGACAUGAUUCUAAGCAAGAAACUUGUUCUUCAAUAGAAACAUAUUGAUUUGUAUGGUUGUGUGAUCUCACACUGAAGAACAUUCUCAAGUUUAUUGUCGUCUCAAAUGUAUUUUGGUUUCGGAUUGUGUUCGACUUCUUCUAAGAAGAGGCGGUCUGGCUCUUGAAGUUUACUUAGUGAAGGAGAGAGAGACAUAGACCA
Molecule: messenger RNA, 1470 nt
Organism: Brassica rapa (field mustard)
Lineage: Eukaryota; Viridiplantae; Streptophyta; Magnoliopsida; Brassicales; Brassicaceae
Product: chloroplast stem-loop binding protein of 41 kDa b, chloroplastic
Biological process (GO): monosaccharide metabolic process
Cellular component (GO): cytosol
Molecular function (GO): UDP-glucose 4-epimerase activity
Source: RefSeq, a predicted model, not a curated record